Molecule: messenger RNA, 1464 nt
Organism: Glycine soja
Lineage: Eukaryota; Viridiplantae; Streptophyta; Magnoliopsida; Fabales; Fabaceae
Product: E3 ubiquitin-protein ligase RZFP34-like
Exons: 12
Coding region: 230-1126 (298 amino acids)
Biological process (GO): ubiquitin-dependent protein catabolic process; protein ubiquitination
Cellular component (GO): nucleus
Molecular function (GO): ubiquitin protein ligase activity; zinc ion binding
Source: RefSeq, a predicted model, not a curated record
UAUGUUUAGAGUCUCGAACUGAGAUUAAUACUUUGGUACCAAUCUCAUUGAUUAAAAUAAAAAAGCUUGUGAGAGACAGAUAAGGGAAACGGUGUGCCACGAACACGAGCUACUUGUUACAGAAUACAACUAAAGUAAUAAUAACGUUUAAAAUGUAACUCCAAGGUCCAAACUUCGCUUCUGGGUGUGACUCCAAACAAAAACUACUACUUGCUUAGCACACAAUAUUAUGAAAACCACCGCAGAGGUUGUUUCAUCUCAUUGUCUUGUUGUAGCAGAGUGCUCUCAAUCCAGCCCCACACAACUUUCUGCUAUGGAACCUCAGAUUCUGAAUUUGGGGUGCAUGCAUUACAGAAGGAGAUGCAAGAUCAGAGCGCCGUGCUGUGAUGAGGUUUUUGACUGUAGGCAUUGCCAUAAUGAAGCUAAGAAUUCUGAGGAGGUUGAUGCUGUGGAUCGUCAUGAUGUUCCACGCCAUGAAAUUAAGAAGGUUAUCUGCUCCUUAUGUGAUGUAGAGCAAGAUGUUCAGCAGUACUGUAUAAACUGUGGAAUAUGCAUGGGCAAGUACUUUUGUACUAUAUGCAAAUUCUUUGAUGAUGAUAUUUCAAAGAAUCAAUACCACUGCGAUGAAUGUGGCAUUUGCAGAACUGGAGGCAAGGAUAAUUUUUUCCACUGCAACCGAUGUGGAUGUUGCUACUCAAAGGUAAUGGAAAAGGGGCACCGUUGUGUAGAAGGAGCAAUGCAUCACAAUUGCCCUGUUUGCUUUGAGUAUCUUUUUGAUACAGUAAGAGAAAUCAGUGUCUUACCUUGCGCGCAUACUAUACAUUUAGACUGUGUAAAGGAAAUGGAAAAACAUCAGAGGUACUCAUGUCCCGUUUGCUCAAAAUCCAUCUGUGACAUGUCAAGUGUGUGGGAGAAGCUUGACGAAUUGAUUGCCUCAACUCCAAUGCCUGAAACCUACAAAAACAAGAUGGUGUGGAUACUUUGCAAUGAUUGUGGAGUAAACUCUCAUGUACAAUUCCAUAUUGUGGCCCAUAAGUGCUUAAGUUGCAACUCAUACAACACAAGACAGAUACAAGGAGUACCUGCCACAUCAAGCUCUUCUAGGGUAACUGAAAUGGUGAGAUGAACAUUUGAUUGCAAAAAGGUCUCUUGGAAUGGAAACUGUUAGACUAUUGAUGUGAUAGAGAAAUUAGUUGCAAGUUGUUAUAAUUUAAAUUUCAAUAGAAACAGCUCUUGUUGAACAGAGUUACUCUGUUAUGACACAAAUUAAAUUCUAGUUAUCAAACUUAGAUAUUAGGAGGAUAAACUUGGUUUAGGAUGUGUUGUAUUAGUGUUCUUAAAACCUAAGAAACAAUUAGACUUCAUUGUCAAUGCCAUCAUGGCAUUAUCUGAAAAUCAUGUAAAGAUUCAGAACACCGAUAUUCAAAGCUCCCAAAAUCAAACCCAUACAGUUUAAGAAUUUAA